AUGGAUUACGUUGCGCUGCCCAAGAUUGAGCUUCACGCCCACCUGACGGGCAGCGUCUCGCGGCGCACGCUGCACGACAUAUGGCGUCGCAAGAAGGACGCCGGCGAGACGGACCUCCAGGACCCCCUGGAGGUGAUGCCCGAGGGCAAGUUCGACUUUAACGUGCAGUCAUUCUUCCCGCUGUUCAGCAGCUACAUCUACAACCUGCUCACCGACGCCGCCUCCGUCACCGAGGCCACCACCGCCGCGCUGCGCGACUUCCGCGCCGACGGCGUCGCCUACCUGGAGCUGCGCACCACCCCGCGCGCCACGCCGCUGCUCUCCGCCGAGGCCUACGUGCGCGUCGUCCUCGCCGCCCUCGCCGCCUUCAACGCCUCGCAAACGGACACGCGCGCGCGGCUGAUCCUGUCAAUCGACCGGCGGCACGACGCGGCCACCGCCGCCUCCGUCGCCGACCUCGCCGUGCGGCUGCGACCCGGGGGCCUGGUGGUGGGCGUGGAUCUCUGCGGGGACCCGACGGCGCGCCCGGGAGGGGAGGUGCGGCUGUUCACGCCGGCGUUUGCGGAGGCGCGCGGGGCCGGGUUGGGGGUCACGGUGCACUUUGCGGAGGGGCGGGCGAGCGGCGCCCGCGAGGAGUUGGAGGUGCUGCUGGGGUGGGAGCCGCGGCGGCUGGGGCAUGUCAUCUGGGAGGACGAGGCGGCGAAGCGGGAGAUUGCGAGAAGAGGGUUGUGCCUGGAGCUGUGCCUGAGCUGCAACGUGCGCGCGGAGAUGGUGACGGGUGGCUACGCCGGGCACCACUUUGGGUACUGGCGGGGGGUGGACGGGCCCAAGAUUUCCCUCGCGACGGAUGACGUGGGCGUGUUUGGAAGCCCGCUGUCCAAGGAGUACGAGCUGGCGGCGGAGCACUUCCACCUGGACAGGCAGGCGGUUUGCUCGCUGGCGCGCGAGGCCAUCGACUCGACCUUUGGCAGCGACGAGGACAAGGAGUGGCUUCGGUCCAUCAUGUGGACGUCAUAG
This is a messenger RNA of Cordyceps fumosorosea ARSEF 2679, 1017 nucleotides long. RefSeq names its product Adenosine/AMP deaminase. The transcript is spliced from 4 exons. The record is from RefSeq and is a predicted model, not a curated record. Gene Ontology annotation, biological process: inosine biosynthetic process; adenosine catabolic process. NCBI's taxonomy places the organism in Eukaryota, Fungi, Ascomycota, Sordariomycetes, Hypocreales, Cordycipitaceae. Gene Ontology annotation, molecular function: adenosine deaminase activity. The coding region runs from base 1 to 1017 and encodes 338 amino acids.